This is a messenger RNA of Zeugodacus cucurbitae (melon fly), 3202 nucleotides long. It is a transcript of the gene MED24, whose product is annotated as mediator of RNA polymerase II transcription subunit 24. The transcript has 12 exons. Gene Ontology annotation, cellular component: mediator complex. Gene Ontology annotation, molecular function: transcription coregulator activity. Lineage: Eukaryota; Metazoa; Arthropoda; Insecta; Diptera; Tephritidae. The record is from RefSeq and is a predicted model, not a curated record. Bases 82 to 3147 code for a protein of 1021 amino acids.
GUUAUUGUUUAUUUUUUGUGCUGUAAAAAUGUUUUUCGUGAUUUAAGUGAAUUAUUUGUAUUUCGUUUCCAAUAUCUUAAAAUGAAAGAUAAUACAAUGGAACUACAAAAACCAAGUAAAACUAGUUUGUUGAAAUUGAUGAUUUUGCGCGCUUGGCGUGAACGUUGGAACGUAGCGCUUUGGGGCAUCAAUAUCAAACGAGUACUGCCUCGGGGAGUUAGUGGUGAUGCAUACAAUUUAGCUGACUGUAUUCUACAACAAUCUUUGGUGGGCUCCAAUGCCAAUCCGUUGAUAUUAAAUUAUUUAAAACAUUGUCUCUGUGCAAAUUUGGUAUCACAUGCCGCCGUUUUACGUCGCAUAUCGAAAUACGAACAUUUCGAUCGAGUUUAUUGCAUUACAGCGUUAUUAGAAUUCCUAGAAGAUGUUAUGGACGGUGUUACUUGCAGAAACAAACCCGAAGAGGGUAUACUACCGAACGCUGUUGCUUCAUUAGUCUAUUGGAUAAUGCAAAUAGUUGCUAUGAUUAUGAAAAACUAUGAAAUUGGUGGAGAAAUUAGUGCAGAACAAUCGUACAUGUUCGAACGCACAUGUAUUAUUGUAGAGAAAUUUAUUUCCAAUCAAUACUUAAUGGGCAUAUUUUAUAUCGGUUGUUAUGAUGACAUUGACACGUAUGGCAAAAUCCGUGACAAAUACAACGGUUUUAAGAAUAUUCUAAUUAAUAGUCAUUUGUCAUCUCGUAAUAUGUCCAUAGCACAAUCUCUGCAACAGUUGGCAUAUUUAGAUGCUACCAAGUUAACAAUGCCACGUUUGCAUGCAAAGGGCGUGGAGUCAAUAAGCUACUGCGUACAACCCCUCUUGGCUGUGGAAGUAUUAUUAAAUCCAUGCAACGAUACCUCAUACUUCGUGGCUGAGCUACAAAUGAUACAACGCCUCAAGAAUUAUUCACUCACGCGUUUAAUUUACGAAAUUGUGCGUGCGGGCUUUAUUUCAUUGAGUAAUGUGGUAGAAGUUAGCCGUGACACAUUGUGGGGCGCAUUCACAUUCUUCAAAGUGCCGCACAUCAUCAAGCAAUUGCAUGCACUGCAACGGUCUAAUGAAGAGCAAACACCCACCGAUCACAUACCUGAAGUAGUUGAGGCUUUUGAGUUGCUUUUAGAGGAUAAUUUACUACUCGAUUUAAUGGAUACGAAAUGCUCAUGCAACAUAAUCGAAUACCUGUUGAACGAUUGGACUAAGCAACAUCUGGUCACCGAUGUGCAUGUUAAACAUUUUGCAUCACAACGAGAGAGCACAUCUUUGAUGCUACAAAAACGCGAAACCGGCAACCAAGCGCUUUCAAUCAUCAAUUUUAUCAUACGCGCAGAAGUGCCGCUAUCUGGCGUACUUAAGACACUAAGCACCGAUUACAACAAAGUGCAGGAAGCUUUAUUAGGUGUACUCUGCCAAGUUUUAGUUGGUAACAGUUUCGAUUUGAUAUUAUCUGUGGCCACGGUAGAAGGUCGUUUGAAAACAUUCGUUACACGACUGAUACAAUGUAAUGAAAAUUCGAAACAAGUUCCGGGUGAAAUUGGUAAACUCUCAAUUAUACGUUCAACACUUUUUGAUGUGUCAUUUCUUAUGUUGACGUUUAUAGUACAAACCUAUGGAUCCGAUGUGGUCCUAUCUGAACAUGGUGACUCCUUCUUCGAGAAGUGGGUGCGCGAAUGCAUGGCUGAACGUAAUAAGCCAAAAAAUCCACGUAAUAUGAUUGCACUCUGCGAUGAACAGAUUGUGGAUGAAUUAUUAUUGAGUUUGAGAAGCCCCGAAGCGCAACAUAAGAACAGCAAUCUCACGUGGCAAGAUAUAUGUUUGAAUCUACCUGGCGUGCUCAAUCAUGUGCUAAUUGCAUGGGAGAAAGACAUACUAACAUCCACUGAUGUGAAAAGUAUUUUGGAGAAUAUCAAACGUAGAAUGUUUUCCUUUUCCGUUUGCGCUACUUCAUUUCUAUGCGCUUAUAUGUAUUCGGUACGUGAGAAUGAGUUGCUGAAGCCAUUGAAUAUGAUUCAACAGUUUUUAACACCACUCAGCAGUGAAGAGAUGGCUUCACAGGAGAACGUAAAAGAGCGUUUGGGCUUAUCCUUUCAAAUCAUACGUAAAAUGCAACAAGAUGCACACCCCUCGGGUAAUACCAAAUCGCGGAGUAUAACGCUCACACAGAAUCUCGUCUCACAAACACCACUUGCUGAUCAAUUUCGCGAGGUGUGGAAAACGGUGACAGAGCAUGGCUGGUUGCCAGUAAUGUCAGCACAGGUGCUGGAGUCUCUAUUACAGUCUGGCGGCCCAACUUGGCUAACAAGACAUUUAGUUCAAGAAAUAAUUGCCUGCAAAUAUACAAAGGACAUGAUGAAGACCAUGGAUAUAGUAUUCGCCAUUCUACAUUUGGACAUUGAACGCAACACUGAGGCGCUACUAAAGGAUGUAAUACCGUUAUAUGCACAUCAAAUGGUUGGCGGCGAAAUAAAUGAGCCUCAAUCACACGUACUGGCUCUACUCUCUGUAUACUGCAUUAUUUCUGCACUCGAACAUCGUCAAGGUACCAUUGGUAAUUUACAACAAAAGCGUACACGCACGCAUAGUGAAGCCGAUUGCAACAGUGGUGAUUUGGAUUUGAAUAAUGUACCGAAAUUACGAAAACUGAAUCAGGAGGGCGGUUCAGAUAACUCGUGUUCCAAUGAUUUUCUUAGUGACACACAUCCACUAUUGUCAGCUGCCGGUGUUGUUAAUGCUGAUACCGUUGGUACGACGGUUUCACGAGAUGCAGCUCGUGCCACAACUCUUAGAGAGCCAUUGCAAUCUAGUGUACAACAUAUCUUUAAAGUAUUACAACAAUUUGUUACAACGGACGAGUUGACGCCAAAAGUGUAUUUCGCGUAUCGUUUUAUUUCUUUGUUGGUCGAAUGUGGUGGCGAGCGUAUACGACCGGUACUCAGAUUGUUGCCCACACAACUCGUACAAAAUUUACUUAAAAUUAUGGUGACCGAAGACAUUAGCGUAGGCUUGAUAUGCCGCCUAAAUGAUAUCCGCACACCAACAGGACGACAAUCAGCUGUUUCUGAUUUAAGUGUUUGGCGCAAUAUUCGUUUAAAAGAGAACAGUUUGAGAUUGUAAAUUUUAUAAAUAUGACUAAAUAUACCUACUACAUACACAUUUAUGUAAAUCUGAA